Penicillium robsamsonii is the source of this 738-nucleotide messenger RNA. RefSeq names its product TNT domain-containing protein. The transcript has 2 exons. The coding region runs from base 1 to 738 and encodes 245 amino acids. The record is from RefSeq and is a predicted model, not a curated record. NCBI's taxonomy places the organism in Eukaryota, Fungi, Ascomycota, Eurotiomycetes, Eurotiales, Aspergillaceae.
AUGCAUCUCUCAACUAUAAGUGCGCUUCUUUUGGUUGCCCUGGCAGAGGCCGCGCCCUACGCCAUUCCUAACAGGCAGCGCACAAAAAAGGAGCCGGAUUACCCCAAAAGAUGCUACCCCGACCCCUGCAAAGGAGUGACCUAUGUGAACUCCACUGCAAUUUGCGGUGACCCACGACUUGGUCCGAAGAACCUCCCUGGAUUCUUCCCUCUCUCCAACGAGAUCGCGACAUACUCCCGCUUCGGCGAGCUCUGCCCAAUCGAGUUCUUGGAGAAAUGGACCGUGAACGCUUCCGACCCAAGUGGUUAUUGGAUCUAUCCAGAGAACGACGGAUUCGCCCUCACCACCGAAGAUGAGUCUAUUUUGGGGACUUUCACACUCCAAGUGGGUCAGAAGCUUGAUAGAUUCGGAUCUGAAUAUGGAAAGUUCCUGGCACCUCUUGGAGCCCCAUAUAUCGAGCGAUCCCUGCCACCAUCCAAUCUUUUCGCGCCUCCCAAAAGCAGCGUCCCGUACAACUACCAUGUCUACGAAGUGAUCAAGGAAUUUGAUAUUCUCUUGGGACCCAUUGCGCCUUGGUUCGAGCAGCCUGGCUUUGGAUCGCAGAUUUUGGCUCCGUCCAGUGUGAUGAAUCUGCUGGAAGGGGGAUUCUUGAAAAGAUUGGAAUUGGCAGACUAUGAUGAAGCUGAUGAAUACUCUGCGGGUUAUCUGCCUGCUCCCCCCAAGCAGUCUUCCACCUAA